Molecule: messenger RNA, 723 nt
Organism: Spirometra erinaceieuropaei
Lineage: Eukaryota; Metazoa; Platyhelminthes; Cestoda; Diphyllobothriidea; Diphyllobothriidae
Source: the annotation of a GenBank genome assembly
AUGGCCACUUUCCAGCUCAAUGCGGCUGGUCUUAGAAAGUUUGUUGACGUUUUGCUCAAUGGCCAUGAAGUUCGCCUACAGUUGGACACUGCCACAGACAUCACCAUCAUCUCUGAGAGACUCUGGCUGUCCCUUGACAGCCCCGAGAUCCAGCGGACUUCCCAGUCCGCCACAAGCGCGUGCGGUGGUCUCGUACAGCUAAUUGGGCAACUGCAAUGCUGUAUCUCGUUCCGCGGUACCAGCAUCACUGCGAUCUGCUACAUCACCAAGUCUGAUCUCAACCUACUUGGUCUCGACUGGAUUGAACUACUCGGUGUGGCCGAUAUGCCUCUCCGUCCUGUUAGCGGUCAGGUGCAGAUUCCUGCUCUGCUUGCAGACCAAGCCAAGGACAUUCUCCAACGGUUAGCUCCAGUGUUCCAAGACGGUCUGGGUCGUUGCACGUACACUCAAGCCGUGCUAGAUCUUUCUCCCGGAAGUCAACCGGUCUUCCGUCCAAAGCGACCAGUCUCAUAUGCAGCCCUAUCACUUGUCGAGGCUGAACUGAAGCGUCUGGAGGAACUGGGAGUUCCUGUAUCCUACUCCGCCUGGGCCGCUUCAAUAGUUGUGGUUAAGAAGCCCAAUAGCUCGAUCCGCAUUUGUGCUGACUUUGCUACCGGUCUCAAUGCCGCGCUACGCCGAACUGCUAUCCAAUGCGGGUUCCGGCUGAUCUUUUCACCCUGCUGA